UUCAACAUGGCUGGCAAAAUGUCCGUCGGCGACAAAGUGAAGCGAAUAUUUUCCUCUCUACUUCAUAAAGCGGCUGCAAAUAAAACUGACGAUGUUGUGAAGUCUCAAACUGACACGAAAAAUGACAAUGAUUCCAAUGGAAAGAGAACACAGACUGAAGAUGUGAAGAUCAACCUGAGAAGUAGAGAAGCCUUUUUUCAAAGAAUUGGAACAUUUUCUACUCUGACAUGGUUUGCCAAGCCACGGGCCCUGUUGCCGCCCUGCUGUGCCCGGUACGGAUGGGAGAACACCGAUACCGAUAUCCUCCGAUGUACCAGCUGCCAUGCUAUCUUAUGCGGGAAACUUAUAGAGACAAACAAUGCAGAGAAAUUUGGCGAACAUGUAAAACGACUUGAAGACAGCCUCAUCUCAUCGCAUCAGAAACAUUGCUCGUGGAAGCUGAACCCCAACCCGGAAUCAUUCAUGCAGCUCGAGUUCUCAGACAGAGUCGAAUCAUUACAGGGUUACCUGGCACGGUUGGAGAGCGUGCUAAGCCUCGGGAAACAACUGCCGCAGAUUGACACAUCAUUUUUAGAGGACUUUGACACCGAUCGUGCCUUUGACCUCCUUGGAGGUUUAAAAAAAGAUAAGUCAGAAUCAGGUUUAUAUAUCGACCAUUUAAUCGAGCAAUCGACCUGUGUCAUUGCUCUCUGUGGGUGGACGAAGAUUGCAUCCAGCUCGGCUGCUACGGUUACUUGUACCUUCUGUCAGAGACAGAUAGGAAUGUGGAAUUUUACAGAUAUUGAAGGUCAAGGCCAAAACCAAGGGAACAAGGAGAGUCAAGGUCACUUGAAGGAGGCCACAUCAGACUGUGAGCAGCAGCCAAGGUUGGAAGGCGACUGGGAACCAGCACAGAAGAAAAUGAAAACACAGCACAUUCCAAAGAAAGUGCCUUUCAACCCACUAACACAACACAAACCUUGGUGCCAGUGGAUCGUCUCAACAACGGAAUUUCAAAAGUCACCAUCCAAGACACCGGGAUGGAGACGGCUCUUGCUGCUCCUCAUUCCUGACAUCAGCCCAGGCGCCCAGAGACCCGUACAGAGAAUCAUUGGAAAUAUCAAAACGACUCCGCCACAUCAAGGAUUGAAGAACAUCCGUCAGAUGUUUAAAGAUUGGUCAUCGCUGCCAAAGUUUUCUCCCUGAUGACAUUUCCUCUCCGAGACAAUUCCAAUUUUAGCCAAGUUAUUCCAGUGUUUUGUUUGAGGAGUAUUUUCUGAGUUGUGCAGCUCAGAUAUACACCCAAGACAAAGGUCUAGUGUUUCAGCGAUAAAAGGCUUGUGGAAAAAGGCAGGGUGCAGUGCCCUCUUUAGCUGAACACAAUGGACUUCUCUCGUCAUUGCAAUGUACCUUAGGUAAUCUGUAAUGGAAUGUAAGAGGAAACUAGAGUCAGUCACAUAAGAAACAAGUUGGACCAGGAAUCAAUAAGCCACCAAUGUGGUGACAGAUGCUCAUCUUCAUUUUAGACAUGUAUAGUCUGGCCCAGUGUGCUACUGACUGCCAUAUGUUCGUUUAUUGGAGGCUGAACGACCAAGUGAGACUUGUUCAUUUUAUAUCAUUUGUUAUGUUAUUCUUGCACAAUGAAGUCACUGCCAAAUGGAACAUGUUCAAAUGUCGAAUGCCAUAAUGUGCAUAUUGUUGCAUAAAUCAUUACAAUUUUUAUUAAUUGUCUGUGUGGCAAUGAAAUAAACUUAUA
Lineus longissimus is the source of this 1735-nucleotide messenger RNA. RefSeq names its product zinc finger C3HC-type protein 1-like. The coding region runs from base 7 to 1185 and encodes 392 amino acids. The transcript has 7 exons. Lineage: Eukaryota; Metazoa; Nemertea; Pilidiophora; Heteronemertea; Lineidae. Gene Ontology annotation, cellular component: nucleus. Gene Ontology annotation, molecular function: zinc ion binding. The record is from RefSeq and is a predicted model, not a curated record.